This is a messenger RNA of Pangasianodon hypophthalmus (striped catfish), 2228 nucleotides long. RefSeq names its product serine/threonine kinase 17a (gene stk17a). The transcript is spliced from 7 exons. Gene Ontology annotation, cellular component: nucleus. The record is from RefSeq and is a predicted model, not a curated record. Lineage: Eukaryota; Metazoa; Chordata; Actinopteri; Siluriformes; Pangasiidae. Gene Ontology annotation, molecular function: protein serine/threonine kinase activity; ATP binding. Gene Ontology annotation, biological process: positive regulation of apoptotic process; intracellular signal transduction; protein phosphorylation. Bases 351 to 1559 code for a protein of 402 amino acids.
GAAAUCAAAGCGCGUUUGCAGGGAAAAGGCUGAGAGAGAGAGAGAGAGGGAGAGGGAGAGACUGUAGUGGAUACACACACUUCACAACCAAGAUGAAAGUUUGGGAGGUCGCUUUGUUAUUAUAAAGCUGCAGUUUUGUUGAACUCUUGCCGUUGUGUUCGGCUUCACUUGUCGCUUACAGUCAGCUGGUCUUGUUCAUUCGGUUAGCCAGUUAGCUAACUACUGAAAACUAACUACCUAGAACGAAGUUCACAAAGUUGCCUCUUUUUUCGCGCGUCGUUAGAGUUAGAAGCGUUCAGAGGUGCAUUAUCAGGUAAAUUACACUUCAUAGCAGUAAUUAUUCCGCCGUUAUGAUGCCUGAAUGUCCGUCUCGGACCGUCGAGGCGAGAAGCCGCAGCCGGCGGCAGGAAGGCGGUCAGAGCCGCUCCGGGUUACUGUGCGACAUCCACAGUGUGAUCCAGAGAGAGCCGUUCACCGAGCAUUACACUCUCAUCCCGGGGAAAGAGCUGGGCAGGGGGAAGUUUGCAGUGGUGAAGAAGUGUGUUGAGAAGAGCACCGGUCAAGAAUAUGCAGCCAAGUUCAUGAGGAAGAGGAGGAAGGGCCAGGACUGCAGAGCAGAGAUCAUUCAUGAGAUUGCUGUGCUGGAGCUGGCAUCAUCCUGCCACCGAGUGGUCAACCUGCAUGCGGUCUAUGAGAUGCCCAGCGAGAUGGUGCUUGUUCUAGAGUUUGCUGCUGGUGGAGAGAUCUUCAACCGCUGUGUGGCAGAGAGGGACGAGGCCUUUAAGGAGGAAGAUGUGAAGCGGCUGAUGAGGCAAAUCCUGGAGGGCGUAGCUUUUCUUCAUAAGAACAACGUGGUUCAUCUGGAUCUGAAGCCACAGAAUAUUCUCCUGACCAGUGACAAUCCUCUUGGGGACAUCAAGAUCGUGGACUUCGGCCUCUCCAGGAUGGUGAGCAGUAAUCAGGAAAUCCGAGAGAUCAUGGGCACACCUGAAUAUGUUGCCCCAGAGGUUCUUAAUUAUGAGCCCAUUAGCACAGCCACUGAUAUGUGGAGUAUCGGUGUACUUGCCUAUGUGAUGCUGACUGGUACGUCUCCAUUCCUGGGAGCCGAUAAGCAGGAGACCUUUCUCAACAUCUCCCAGAUUAACGUCAGCUACACAGAGGAGGAACUGGAAUGGCUGGACAAGGCGGCCAUCCACUUCAUCAAGUCCUUGCUCAUCAAGGAGCCUGAGGAUCGUGCCACUGCAGAGCAGUGCCUGAAACACCAGUGGCUACAAACACAGGAGCCAGAGUCUGCAGAGGAGAAGGGGAAGAACACAGCCUCCUCCAUCCCUGAACCAGUCAGCACAGCUGUCUCUACUCAGUGCAGUGACGAGGAUGUCGCGGAGGAAAGCAGACUGACGGAGGAGCUCAUCGUCAUGGCAGCCUACACUCUAGGGCAGUGCAGGCAGUCCUCAGACAAGGAGAGCCUGACCCCGGAGCAGAAGGCCAUCUCAAAGCGCUUCAAAUUUGAAGAGCCCUUCCCAGGCCUGCAGGAGGUGCCGGGAGAAUUCAUCUACUAAACCCCACGAUGGCCAGCCAGCCACUAAGCUCCAACUAACGCUGCACUUCUGACAAGUCUUUUGUUUUGUUUUGUUUUUUUUGUCUUCUUCUCAACUUUUAACCCACUUUGUUAAAUAUUUUUGUUUUUAUUUUUUUUAUGUUACUUUUCCUAGGUUUUUUGCUGUUUUAUUUUUAUGGAUUAUAUUAUAAAAGACUAAGCCUUUGUGUAUGGUGCUUAGUUCCUCUCUUUUGUGUGGUGUUUCCCCCUGCCUGUGCCAUGUUUAUUGAUCUGUGACAAUGUAGGCCAUCACAUCUCUCUUAUAUACAUGUCCUAUUCCUUGUUUUCCUUGCUUCCGUUUCCUUUAUCUAUUUCAUUACAUUUUCUUUGCCGUUUUGGUAAAUGUGUAUGUUGUUUGUGCAGGGGGAGAGCAGGGCUGGUGGAAUUAUGUAAAUUUAACUAAUUUUAAGAGUUAUGUCUAUACUUUUUAUGUUGUGUGUUCAGUUCCUGACAGGUUCUUGUUCUUGUUCUUGUCAGGCUGUACAAAUUCCCACAUGACACAAUGUAUAUUACUGCCUUUUUAAAUGUCCGUUUGUUGUGAAUUGGUCAGUGUAAAGAGUAUAUCUUUUGAACGACAACACGUUUGACAGUGAUUGUCCUGAUAUUGUAAAUAAAUUUCCUCUUUGAAGAA